Molecule: messenger RNA, 985 nt
Organism: Nymphaea colorata (pocket water lily)
Lineage: Eukaryota; Viridiplantae; Streptophyta; Magnoliopsida; Nymphaeales; Nymphaeaceae
Exons: 5
Coding region: 1-633 (210 amino acids)
Source: RefSeq, a predicted model, not a curated record
AUGACCAUAUCUAUCACGACUAUAGGAUCUCACUGGCUAAUAAAGGGGGCAUUUGAUUGCCCGGGUGAAACCCUUUUUUUCCGAUGGUACGAGCAGGUGAAAUUUCACUCGCCCGACGAAAAUUGCAUCAAAUCACCCACUCCCCCCCCCCGCCGACACCCUUCCCAUUUCCCGCCCGUGCCCGCAGCUCCCACCAUCGCCGCAGGUCAGAGCUCCCACCAUCGCCCAACGCUUCAGUCGCUGCUCCUCCACCGGUCCAUCGUUCGUAAUCGCCUGUUUGGAGCCCUUGUCCGUUUCUCACCAGCAGGGAAGAGGGUUGCAGUAGGCGUGCGGGCCAGAGCUCCCACCGUCUCAUUAAACAGCCGGUUCACCAUCGCCACAGAUGCUUGUGAUGGUCACAGUGGUAUUGUAUUGUAUGUUCUAUCCAUAGAAAAAGAACAUGGCCAAACAUCAACGAAGAAGUUAUACUUCGGCGGGGAUCUCCGGCUGGGCGAGGCUUCUGAACGGAACGGAAGGAGGAUGGGGAGGGCCGUUUUAAGUAUAACUUCUUCGUUGAUGUUUGGUGGAACUGACCGGAUCUUUGAAGCCUGUGGGACCUGCAUAUUUGGAUCCAACGCAGACAAAGUACAAUGAUAUCAUCCCGGCUUGAUCUUCCCUCGCAAUUUGCACAAACAACACGGUUGUUGUCGUGCAUCUAUCUGACAAAUAAAGGAUAUGUUGAGAAGGUGCCGUUGGAGGGGCCUAUUUGUUGGAUCCAAUAAGAUCCGUUCUCUACCAGAUCCAGAAUAUCUGAACGUUUUUACUUGUCCAAAUUAAACUUGUAUCACAACUUAUGAAACUCAUCCCAAGUGUUCGCUAGAAAAAUGAAUGUUGGGGGCCCACCUUUAUGCAGGCCGUCAAAAAGAGGCCGUAUGUUAAGGCAACUAUAGCGUUUGAGGAGCAAGAAAUGUUAAUAGAUUGGAUGGAAAAUGGAUGUAUUUUACCA